Caenorhabditis auriculariae is the source of this 868-nucleotide messenger RNA. The record is from the annotation of a GenBank genome assembly. NCBI's taxonomy places the organism in Eukaryota, Metazoa, Nematoda, Chromadorea, Rhabditida, Rhabditidae.
AUGUUUCUUUUUCUUCUGGUGAGACAAGAAGUUUAUUUCAAAAAUAGUAUCACGAGAUAGCAGAUAUCCAUUGAACUGAGCCUUCUGUUAGUGACGGCACUGGUCGGCUGCAAGAAGGCCAAACCUCGAACGGCAGCUAGCAGUAGAAAAAACUCGAAUGCUGCGGUCGGCAAACCAGCCGCGGCUUCUACCGGUGGAGUUAUCGCUGUUAGUGGUGGCAGCGGUGCUGCUCCAGCAAAAACUCCUGCUUCUUCAAAUCCACCUGCAUCUAAUAGGGCGGCUGUCGCUGGACCAACUAUCAAAAGCUCAGACAAGGGGUCUGACUGCGCUGGUGAUCAAACUCUUGAUGUGGGUUUACUUCGUAGUGACUUCUUUUUUCACGUUGUCGACCAUUCGACAUUGGCUUUAAUCAAGGAACUUCAUGGCAAGCGUUCUUUGUGUCAUGCAGUUUUAAAAAAGCUCUGAGAUUCUUAAUUUUUCUUGUCUGAAAACAUCGAAAAAUUUUUUUCGAUGCAAUUGAUACUGUAAAACAUUUUAGUGGGCACUUUAGGGUUUCAACGUUUAAGUGGCCACUAUAGUAGUCAAAUUAGUGAAAACUUGUGUGCCUAAAAAUAAGAGGCGACUAAAACUAUUAAAGUGAUAAUAUGGUGGCUUGUAUAGAAGUUGUUUAGUGGUCACUUAAGUGUCCUCUCCAAAAAGUCCUUGAGGAGCCCGUUAAAGGGCCCCUAGAGUUCUUCUCAGUAAGUUGAGUAUAUUAUCCAAGAAGUGUAGAAUCUGUGAGUAAAUAGUUUUCCGAAAAAUUUAUACUUUUUAAUUACAAUUUUUUUAGGACGGUAAAUAUGAAGAACUGACGAUGGGAAAAAGGUGA